Molecule: messenger RNA, 663 nt
Organism: Musca domestica (house fly)
Lineage: Eukaryota; Metazoa; Arthropoda; Insecta; Diptera; Muscidae
Exons: 1
Coding region: 141-545 (134 amino acids)
Biological process (GO): vacuolar proton-transporting V-type ATPase complex assembly
Cellular component (GO): endoplasmic reticulum membrane
Source: RefSeq, a predicted model, not a curated record
AAACCGUGCGUGCAUACAAAGAUCGUCUGGCCGAGGCUUUGGGAGUAGACAAAAUAAAAAAUAACUCAGAAGACAAAAAAGGCAAGGACUACAUUAUAAUACAUUUUCGCUUGCUUAUUUAAAGUAUCGAGAAGAAAAAAAUGGGUAAAAACAAGUUAAACGUUCCCAAAAAACAACAGCAUGAAAAUGAAGAACACGAUAACCUGUCGCUUGAAGCUAAAGCAUUAGCCGAACAGGAUCCGACGCUAUCAGAAGACAGCGAUAAUAACGGCGGCGCAAAUGCUUUCUUGUGGUUGUUCGCGUUUUCGGUGUUGAUGUUCACUUUUCCCUUCAUCACUUUCUAUGGUGUGCGUUCUUGGUUGCAGGAAUCCUUUGACUUUGAUACAUUCCAAACGAACUGUUUUUCGGUACUGGCUUCUGUGCUGGUAGUAAAUUUCAUACUGUGUUUGUAUGUGUUUAAAGCUUUCAGUGAAAAGACUGGUCCUAUCAGCAGCAGCAGUACUUCUACCUCUGCAGCCUCGGUGGACAACAAGAAAUCUAAUUAAACAUUUUUAUAGAAAGUAUUUCUUUUUUACAUCCAUAUAUACAUGCAUAUGAGCGAUUAUUAUUGUAUUCAUUGAAAUUUGUAAAUAAAGUUUCAGACCAUUUCAUUAAUAACUAAAA